Arvicola amphibius (Eurasian water vole) is the source of this 2135-nucleotide messenger RNA. RefSeq names its product transforming acidic coiled-coil containing protein 3 (gene Tacc3). Gene Ontology annotation, biological process: cerebral cortex development; cell population proliferation; mitotic spindle organization. Bases 135 to 2033 code for a protein of 632 amino acids. Gene Ontology annotation, cellular component: cytoplasm. The transcript has 15 exons. The record is from RefSeq and is a predicted model, not a curated record. NCBI's taxonomy places the organism in Eukaryota, Metazoa, Chordata, Mammalia, Rodentia, Cricetidae.
GUCACGGACUGCGAGAGUAGAGCCGGUUGGAAUUCUUUCAUCUCGGUUUCUCCAGCUCGGAUUCCUAGCGUGGAGCAGGGACGCCGCUCCUCCCUUGCGGUGGGCGUCGGCGCGGGCCCUCAGCAGUAGGCAGAAUGAGUCUGCAUAUCUUAAAUGACGAAAAUGUCCCCAGUGAAAAAAGUUCAGAAAGCCGUGACUUCCUGUUUUCACAACCGGAACUUACCGGAAGAUCCUCUGUUCUUCGUCUGUCACAGAAAGAAAAUGUGCCACCCAAGAACCAGGCUAAAGCUGCCAAGGUGACUUUUCAGACACCUCUUCGGGAUCCACAGACGCGCAGGAUCUUAAGUCCUAAUGUGACCAACAAACUCGAGACUUCUUUUGCUCUGGAUGGCGCUGUUGAAUUAGAAAACAAUCAAUGUGUCUGCUUACAGGAAGAGAAUCAGCUGCCGUUAGCCCCAGUGGAUGAUACACCUGUGGUUCAGUUGCCAGCCGGGAUCCUAAAAGCAGAAGGUGAGGUCCAGGUGGGAAUCUUGAAUUCUUCAAGCACUUCAGCUUCCACAAGUUUUCUGGACAGUGAAUUGGUAGUGCCUCCUGCUGAGCCAGUUCUGGAGCCUUCUCAUCAGGGACCAGAGCCUACCAUGGAUGGCAAACUGAUGGCCCCUCCUGCUGAGCCAGUUCUGGAGCCUUCUCAUCAGAGACCAGAGCCUAUCUUAGAUAGUGAGCUGGUGGUCCCUCCUGCUGAGCCAGUUCUGGAGCCUUCUCAUCAGGGGCCAGAGCCUAUCUUGGAUAGUGAGCUGGUGGUCCCUCCUGCUGAGCCAGUUCUACAGCCUUCUCAUCAGGGGCCAGAGCCUACCAUGGACGGCAAACUGAUGGCCCCUCCUGCUGAGCCAGUUCUGGAGCCUUCUCAUCAGGGGCCAGAGCCUAUCUUGGAUAGUGAGCUGGUGGUCCCUCCUGCUGAGCCAGUUCUACAGCCUUCUCAUCAGGGGCCAGAGCCUACCAUGGACGGCAAACUGAUGGCCCCUCCUGCUGAGCCAGUUCUGGAGCCUUCUCAUCAGGGGCCAGAGCCUAUCUUGGACCUAAAGGAAGAGAGCUUCAGAGACCCAGCAGAAGUUCUAGGUACCGGCGCUGAAGUAGAUUACCUGGAACAGUUCGGGACAUCCUCGUUUAAGGAGUCAGCCUGGAGGAAACAGUCUUUGUACUUGAAAUUUGAUCCCCUCCUGAAAGAAAGCCCUCAGCGGCCAAUGCCAGUGGUCCCAGUGACAAAUAGUGAGCAGGAUGCAGAUGAGUCUGGCUCGGGACAUCCAAUAGAAGGCAAGCUUGUGGACUUAGAUUUCUCAGGAGCUCCGGAUGUUCCAGCGCCAGGCCCACCCCUGUGUGUCCUUGAGCCUAGAGGCCUCCUUCUGACUGAGCCCACUGAAGAUGUGCUGCAGUACAGCCAGAAAGACCUAGACGCACUGGUGAAUGCGACACAACAGGAGAACUUGGAGCUGAGGAGCAAGUAUGAGGACCUCAACAGGAAGUACUUGGAGAUGGGGAAGAUCAUGGAUGGGUUUGAGAAGAUCGUGUACAAAUCAAUGGAGGAGGCUGAGAAACAGAAGGAACUCGCGGAAGACAAAAUCAAAAAGGUUCAAAAAGAGAGAGACCAACUUAUUGCAGACCUGAACUCCAUGGAAAAGUCUUUCUCUGACCUUUUCAAGAGGUUUGAGAAGCAGAAAGAAGUGAUUGAAGGCUACCAGAAGAAUGAAGACUCACUGAAGAAAUGUGUUGAGGAAUACAUAGCGAAGAUUGAAAAGGAGGGCCAGAGGUACCAAGCACUGAAGGCCCAUGCAGAAGAGAAACUCAACCUGGCUAAUGAAGAGAUUGCCCAAGUGCGUAGCAAGGCCCAAGCAGAGGCACUGGCCUUCCAGGCAAGCCUAAGGAAGGCACAGAUGCAAAUCCACUCACUGGAGAAGACUGUGGAACAGAAGACUAAAGAAAACGAUGAACUGACCAGGAUCUGUGAUGACCUCAUCUCUAAGAUGGAGAAGAUCUGACUCAACCAGCCAUCACCAACCCUCUGUCUGUCCAUUUCUUUGUCUGUCUGAUUUGUCUUUUCUGUGUGGUCUUUAACCCCUAUUCAUCCCUAAGUUAUAUUA